CCCGUGUUUUUAUAUCAAACGUUGCUUCACAUGGUGGAAAGCCUGGUGACUUUAAGAUUUGUGGUCAAAAGCUUCCUCCUCCUGUUUACUCAGAUGGAAAUUUCCUUCAAGUGACAUUUGAAUCCCGCGCCACCGUAAACAAAGGAUUCAAUGCCUCUUUUGAGGCGAUAGAUAGAGACACACUGUGUCCUACAGAUAUGAUCCUUGAUGAAAUGUCAGGUUCUUUCUCCUCUCCGUUCAAUCCAAGAAACUAUCCAUUCAACCAGACAUGUAGCUGGAAGAUUAUAGGGAAACAAGGAUACCGUGUUGAGCUCACAAUACCAGACUAUAAUCUUGAACGUUGUGGUGGCGCCGCGUGCUUGUGUGAUUAUAUGGAAGUUCAGAAUAGCUUCAGUGAUAAAGCGCUGCCUGGAAAACUAUGUGGCACACCAAGGUUUAGUCCUGUAAGAUUUUAUUCACUGCACGAAAGCCUGAGGGUGGUGUUUGUGUCCGAUGAUACAAACAUGGAUUAUAACGGAUUUCGGGCAACUUACAAGCUGUUGAACUACAGUCCUCCAAUUUGUCCCAAGGAGGCAAUCCCUCUCUCAGGCAGCGGGAAAAUAAGCAGUACAAACUACCCAAAGAGUAACUACACUGCGUCUAGAAAUUGUACCUGGAACAUUACCGCGCCAGCUGACAAAAUUGUCAAGUUUACGUUUACUGACUUUGUCUUAAGUGAGUGUUCAGCCAAUAAUUGUUCGGAUUCUUGUUCUUAUGUGGAGCUUUAUGAUGGUGGGUCAACAAGUUCGCCUUUGCUGGGGCGAUUUUGCCAGGGGUCGUCUUGGAAUGAGACUCAGUUGUCGAGUGGAAACCAAAUGUUUGUGAUGUUCCAUCCUGGAAAAGCAGUUGCUCGUGGAUUUGAAGCGAAAUAUGAAUCCACAACGACCGGUGGUAAGAAGUAUUGCCAAAGGAAACCGGAUCUUGUCGCGGCCAUUUACGGAGGCGACGAAGUAAUCCGCGGAGUCAACGAAACCAUCAUGAUGAACGCAUCAUUAUCAUACGACCCUGAUGUCGGACAAGGCAACCACUCAGGAAUGAGCUUUACCUGGUAUUAUGGUGAGAUCAAUUGUAACCUCUCCGGACGGGGUUGUAAAACAAAAGAUGUCUUCACAGGAGUAAACGAGUCAACGAUCCACUAUUCUAGGAACGCCUUUGGUGUACAAAUGAUCUUAAAUACUUCAGCCAUGUCUCCAAACAAGACAUACAUAGUGAAACUGGUCGUGACCAAGGACUGUCGCAACGCAAGCGCUUAUCAAAUCAUCCAUAUGAAGAAUUUUAACCCCUUUCAAAUAUCCCAAAGUUUCCUUAUAAACCACGAACUCAAGGUCGUCAGUCCGUCAGUUAAGCUCAGUGUCCAGGCAGAAUGCCAGGGAUCACAGUGCUCUGAAAUAUCUUCCUAUGAAUGGAUUCUCUACGAGCUCUACAGGUGCAAUUCGUCAGUUGUAUGGAGGAAGCAAGAUUUACAGCCUAUCACUGAUACGCCGCUCGGUUCAAGCUACAUAGUAAUCAAGGAAGGAUCCCUUACUGGUGGAGAGAACUACCGCUUGAAACUAUUCGCGACAACUAGAGACGGUUUACAAGGGAUGAGUGCUUACGACUUCACCACCGCGUUACCCCCUACAGGGGGGAUAUGUGGGAUAAAUCCGUCAAGCGGCAUCUCACUAAAAACCGAUUUCAACCUGACUUGUAUUGACUGGAAAAGUGAUCAGAAUCCUCUGUCCUACAAAUUUCAUUAUCAACUAGAGAAUGGUGCGCGCAGCAUGCUAUAUCAAGGCUUGAACAACAGUGUUAUCUCUUGGCUACCGUCCGGCGACAUUUUAACAGACUAUUCUAUAAAGCUCAUCCUUACAGUGACUGAUAAAGUCGGUGCGUCUGCCCCUGCCGUUUACCUAUUGGUCAAGGUUAAGCCUCCACAGUCUUUGGGAAUAAAAAACGUCUCUGGCAUUCUCACAGCAAAUGACAGCUCAUUUAAUGAAGCCAUUAACAAUGGAGACUUGGAUAAAGCUGCACAAAUAGCAAACUCUGUUCUCCAAAUUAUUUCAACUGAUACUAAAAUGGAUUCACAAGAUAAAGCUAGGAUUCAAGAUUUAGUCAUCAAGAGGAUUGUCUCGCUGAAAGUGAAAAGCAUCUCAGCGCUGCUCCAAAGCUCCUCUGUGAUUUUUUCUGCUCUACGGGUGGCGGAGAAAGUGUCUCACAAGUCACUGGAAUCAUCCCUGACUGCUAUUCGCUCGAUGACCUCACUUCUCUGGAGGACUUCCUAUUCUAAAAACGUAGCUGAAAUUCCUCUGGUACCUCAAUCUGCACACAACUUAGCUUUGUGUCUUGAAAACGUGGUAAAAGCAGGAGCAGUGAGUGCGUCAAGUCAUGAAAGUUUAAAUAUCCAGGAACAGGGUAAAUCAUUGGUAAAUACUUCUAUGAAGGUCCUUGGUGAAGUUUCGGCCGCAGUGCUGGCUCUAAAGGUGCCGGAUGAAAAUAUGACAUCGAUCACAACGAGAGAACUGUCCAUGACAUUAGGGCGACACACCCCUGAGAGACUUGCAGGGUUGGAGAUAAAAGGAGGAAAUGGUCGGUUCAUUUUCCCGCCGAACAGAACAGAACUAGUUCCCAAAAAUAACGGAACACGUUUCGUUGAUAUUCAGGAUUCGCAGAGAGCUUCCCUUUUCUAA
This is a messenger RNA of Pocillopora verrucosa, 2705 nucleotides long. The record is from RefSeq and is a predicted model, not a curated record. Lineage: Eukaryota; Metazoa; Cnidaria; Anthozoa; Scleractinia; Pocilloporidae.